AUGUGGUUAUUGAAAAGUGUAAAACACUCAAACUGUACAACUCAACUUGUAGGUAUGAGAAAUGUACAUACCAUCAAGAACAACAAAUGUGUACACAAAUUAUCAUUCACAUUUAUAACAAUCAAUAAAAUUUCUAUUAAACAUAUUUUAAUAAAUAUCUCCACUCUCUCGGCAAUGUCAAACGAUCAUCAUUCCGAACUUUCUUCUUGUCCGAUUACCUUUAGUUUUUCUGGUGAAAAAUCAAAACUAGAUGGAAACAAUAAUAAAGAAAAUUAUAAUAGAAAAAGAAAGAUUAUUAGAAUAAAGAAUUGUCAAUCCAAAGUUGUAUCAUGUCCAUAUAAUUAA
This is a messenger RNA of Heterostelium album PN500, 345 nucleotides long. RefSeq lists its product as uncharacterized. Lineage: Eukaryota; Evosea; Eumycetozoa; Acytosteliales; Acytosteliaceae. The transcript has 3 exons. The record is from RefSeq and is a predicted model, not a curated record. Bases 1 to 345 code for a protein of 114 amino acids.